Messenger RNA from Daucus carota subsp. sativus, 2920 nucleotides. RefSeq names its product disease resistance protein RPV1. Lineage: Eukaryota; Viridiplantae; Streptophyta; Magnoliopsida; Apiales; Apiaceae. The record is from RefSeq and is a predicted model, not a curated record. The transcript has 4 exons. Gene Ontology annotation, biological process: signal transduction. The coding region runs from base 1 to 1983 and encodes 660 amino acids.
AUGACUAGAUUAAGAUUUUUUUACUUGGAUGGCAUUAGUCUCACUGGAAAGUUUAAACUGACACUAGAAGAUUUGAGGUGGUUUUGUUGGAAUCAGUGUCCUCUAGAGUGUUUACCUUUCGAUUUUUCCCCUCAGAAACUUGUUAUUCUUGAGUUGCCAGCGAGCAAAUUGACAACAAUGUGGGAGGUUUCCGAAGAUUUGACUACCACACCAGAUUUCAGAGGACUAACGCGUCUUGAAAAUUUAAAAACUCUUAACAUGUCCUUUUCCAAAGAUUUAACUAGCACCCCAGACUUUAGAAGACUGCCACGUCUCCAAAACUUGUAUCUUGAGGGCUGUAGAAGUUUGAAGGAGGUCCAUAAAUCAAUUGGAAGUUUGGUGAGACUUGUUUCCCUAAAUUUGAAGGAUUGUGUAAACCUAAGAAGUCUUCCAGAUACCAUCUGCAACUUGGGAGCUUUGGAAGUUUUAUGUAUUGAAUAUUGUACAGGGCUAAAAGCACUGCCAAUAGAAUUAGGGAACAUUAAAUCCCUAAAAGAGCUCAACGCUUCCGAAACAAGUUUUCCGAAAUUACCAGAUUCGAUCGGAGAUCUUAAGAAUUUGGAAGUCUUAAAGGUUAGCUGGGUGAAAGCAUUGCCUGAUGAACUGGGGAAUAUUGAAUCUCUAAGAGAGGUCAGAAUAUCGGGAAUAGGAGUUUCGAAAUUGCCAGACAGCAUUUGCAACCUGAGAUCAUUGGAAAUUCUUGAUAUAUCUUCUUCUGAUACACUAGUCAGGUUACCUGAUCAACUGUGGAAGCUUACAAGUUUAUUAGAGCUAAAUGCAUGUUCUGCUAGUCGUUUAGAGAAAGUUCCUGACAUAGAAUCAAGCCAGACUUCAUUACCACUGACAAAGUUGAAUUUAUCUAAUAGUAAUAUCACUGCCCUGCCAUCCGGUAUUAGUCAGCUCUCAAACCUAGAACGUCUUCAUCUUUCGAAAUGUGAUUAUCUGUUGUCCAUAACAGAACUUCCUCCUAAUCUGAAGUACAUUUCUGCCAUACACUGUACAUCUUUGGAAAGAGUAAAUCUAUCCAAUUUGAAACUGUUGCGGAGGUUGCAACUCACAAAUUGCAGUGCUUUGACAGAGAUUCUAGGCCUGGAGGAACUCACUUCUUUAGAAUAUCUGCAUUUGCUAGAUUGCCGCAGCUCUCUACUGACACAUACUUUAACAAAGCCACUGUUCCAGAUAUACUCUGGUUUUGAGGAAAAAAUCGAUAUUGAGCUUGAGGCGGAAAAGUUUCCAGAUUGGAUUAUUCAAUCAAGUGUAGAAUGCUCAGCUGAUGAUGAGAUUUCAGAUGGAGAUAACAAAUUUUCAUUAGAUUUGGAGGUGAUCGAUGCUGCCACUCCCCCUCCAACUCUGAAGAGAAAGAGAUUUGACCCUGUGGAGGUGCAGACCAGUUUGGCAAAUUCUGUGAUGCCUCCAAUGUCUCAAGCGGCUCCUGCGUUUGUUCCUCGCAGAGACUUCCCCAAGCACCUUGAUCCUAAUAGGGCGGGGAGCUCUGCUGUUAAUCCAGAUGGCCCUGUGCAGGUGCAUGACAAAGGGAAGGCAAAACUGUUUCCAGAGUUCCCUGUGGACAAUGAAAAUGCAAUAUUCAAGAGUGGUUUUAAUUUCCUGGAAUCAGAUGUAAAUCUCUCAUCUGCUGAUUUUUUCGAGGAAGAACAAGGGGAAAAUAUGGCAUUCGGAAAUGAUGAGAUGUUUACCAAGGAUGUUUUCCAGCUGAACGUUGAUGGAGACACUCAAAUUUUUGCUUCAUUUUUAAAUGAAACUCAUGACCUUGGCUUUCUCACAACAACUCAGGCCCCUGGGUCCUUCUUGGAGGUGGAUCAAGUCCUAUCUGAUAUGGGCUUCACAGAACCAACCAAUAUGGCAGUAGAAAAUGCUACAGGGAAAAAGGAAGAGAACGAGGCUGAUGUGCGUACCUCGAAAAUUCGUAGGUCUUCUAGUAUCUAAGCCUCUGUAUAUAUCUCCUAUGUCUGUCAGGGUAUAUUAUAUCUAAAGUACUACUGUAGCAGUGCAGUGGUGUUUUCUCGGAGUUUCUUGCGCACGUUUUGGUUAUGAUCUCUAUGUCUGAGAAUGCUUGCUUAGGCUGGAUAUACUUUGACUGGCAUCCGAGUAGACGUCCAGUGAAGGGAUAGUGAUGAGACUUCAACACCACAGUUGGGAGCAAAGGUUUCAGCAAUUUCAGCAUCAGGAGGCUUCUUGGCGUUUUUCCCUCCCACGGAAUCACAAUCUCCUCCGUAUGCUUUUAUGUACUGCAGGGCUAUGCAUGCCAGGCCCGAAUUGUUAAAGAGUGCUGAUGAUCCUUUUCGUGCAGUUCUAUCACUGUUAAGCUCAGCUAAUUUAACAAUGAGAAUUUUAGAUCUGUCAAAAGGAUGUACGUUGAGGAGCUUCUCACCUGCAACAAGUAUUGAAGCAGCAACCAGUUCAGUGCCUAUUUCAUGUGGGCGAUUGUACCUUUGCCGACUCAUUUCAUAAUCUUCAACUUCUUCUAUUUUCUGUUCUCUCUGUCUUUCAGUAGAACCUCAUGGUAUAUAUUUGUCAAUGAAGAAGGAUACUUAAUAUUUGAAGCCUCUCCGAGUUACUUCCAUAUUCAGCAAUAAAAUUAAUAAUUUCAGAUACUACUGUGAUAUCACCUCCACAAGGAAACUACACAUCGUUGGCACAGGCAUUCGUCAUCAGAGAAACUACUACUUAUAAGCUCGACAUUUCUUGCAACUCUAGAAUGCGCAUACAAUACUCACCAUUAUCACUUGACAAACAGACAAGAAACUACACAACUCUUGCAACUCCGAGGGCAUUAGCUGAUCUCACAUCAGUUAAGUUGUUAUCUACUCUAAUUAACAGGAUAAAUUUUAGUUGCUCAAUGGCUUAAAUUUUUAUCUCUUUA